CAGUAGGAGCGCCACACGAACAAGUGUGUGUGUGUGUGUGUCUGAAGCACCAGUGAUGUUUAUAUUGACUGGAGUCUAUGGUCUUAAGGAACAACUGAACAGUAUAUCAACUGUCCGCUAACUGGCAGAUAAACGCCGUUGAAGGAUAUUAUUUAAUCAAGAGUAGCGGUCAAGGAUGGACUGCUGAUACGUUCUACUCUGUAUAUACUGGAACCAUCAGCUUCACGAUGUCCGCUGACAGGGAGCUCAACAUGGACGCUGCUGACGACAACAAACUGGUCCGACCAAAGGCAGAGUUCCACUCUUUGCUGCAACACGCAGGAGCCGCUAAAGAUGUUUUCACCAUGAAGGAGGUGAUGUUCUACCUGGGCCAGUACAUCAUCCAGAAGCAGCUGUAUGACCAGAAGCAGCAGCACAUCGUCCACUGCUCCCAGGAUGCACUGGGGCGGGUGCUGGGAGUCGAUAGCUUCUCUGUUAAAGAGCCACGAGUUCUGUUUGCUAUGAUCACCAAGAACCUGGUGGCUGUGAAGAACCAAGAUUCCCCGCCAAGCUUGAGUGAAGCACACAGUGACAGUCCGACAGACGGAGGGACAGAGGGGGCGGAUUCAGAAAGUCGCUCUUCAUCGCCAGACAGGAGGGGAAGGCGGAGGAGGAGGAGGAGCAGCUGCAGGAGCAGUGACCCAGGGCCCUCCCACAGUCUAGAGGGGGACGAAGACGAGUCGGAGGACGAAGAGGAAGAGGGAGGGAGGAAGAGGAGAAGGUCUGACAGCUACUCCCUGACCUUUGAUGACAGUCUGUCGUGGUGCGUGAUUGGUGGACUGGAAAGUGUACGGGACCGACACAGCAGCCAAUCAUCCGACUCACACAGCACUUCUGUGAGGUCAGAGGUCACGGUCGCAGACUCGGACAGCGACAACUUCAGCGUCGAAUUUGAGGUCGAGUCCAUCGACUCCGACGACUACAACGAAGACGAUGCCUCUCUGUCUGCAGAUGACCAGGUAUACGAGGUCACCAUAUUUGAGGCAGAGGAUGAGGACUCCUUUGAUGAAGACACAGAGAUCACUGAAGCUGACUACUGGCGCUGUGUGAAGUGUGACGAGUUGAACCCACCUCUCCCCAGAAACUGUGGAAGCUGCUGGGCGCUGCGCCAGGAUUGGCUGUCGGAAGUGUCCGCCUCCUCCAGCCCAAAAGUCCUACCCCCAAAGCCAACCGACCUAUCAGCAGCCAAAGAAGCUCCAGGUUCUGAUGCCGAGGACAACGAAGGAGUCGAUGUUCCAGAUGGGAAAAGAGCGAAAACUCCUCUCCUGUCGCAGUGCCUGUCUGACUCCGCCUCCUCUGCACCCAACUCCCAGGAUCCCCUGGCGUCCUCGCAGCCUUCGUCCUCCUCCUCGCAGCAGAAGCCCUGGGCUCCUGACUCCCAGCCCUCCUCGUCCUCCUCCUCCUCCUACUCCUCCUCCAUCGAGUCCCAGGAGCUUCUACCGUCUUCCCCCACCAGUCCUCCACCUCUUCCCCCCGCGGCCCCCGAACUGGAGCGCAGCGUGUCGGCCGAGUGGCGGCUGCCGGACUCGUGCCUGGACCCCUGUCUCAUCUGUCAGUCCCGGCCGAAGAACGGCUGCAUCGUCCACGGACGAACGGGACACCUGAUGUGCUGCUACGUCUGCGCCAGGAAGCUGAAGAAGAGGAACAAGCUGUGUCCGGUCUGCAGGCUGCCCAUCCAGUCAGUCGUCCUCACCUACAUCAGCUGAGACACCCCGUCUGUCCUCACCGACAUAAGCUGUCCUCACCCUCUGUCCUCACCUACCUCAGCUGAGACACCCCGUCUGUCCUCACCGACAUAAGCUGUCCUCACCCUCUGUCCUCACCUACCUCAGCUGAGACACCCAGUCUGUCCUCACCCUCUGUCCUCACCUACCUCAGCUGAGACACCCAGUCUGUCCUUACCCUCUGUCCUCACCUACCUCAGCUGAGACACCCAGUCUGUCCUCACCAUACAGCCGCUACAUGUAGGACUCUUUGUCUCUGGUGAGACUUCAGUUCAAUAUUAAUUCCAUACACGUCACAGUAACGCCAGAGUGACUUUGGAUAAUAACCUUAUUAAGAGUUCAGUUUCAAGUUUUAGUUUCGCUUCUGUGCUUCUGUCCAUCGGCACAUGUUCAGUUAUUUCUCUCUUAGUCUCUUUAUUUUUCUUUUAAAUUAUUUUUCAUUCUGAAGUGUUGCCCAACAUCUAAAUUAUUUGUUUGCUACGUGAGCUUUAGUUCCAACGAGACAACCUGCAGGGGGACCGAAGCAGGAAAAGUCCUCUAGUGUUGCUUUAAGAUGCAUGUAUACAUAUAUAUGUAUAUAAAUACAAUAUAUAUAUAUUUAAACAGACUUUUUCUAUGAGCUCUUUCAAUAAUAAGAUGAAUGUGAGAUUAAUAUUUUCUGUUUAGGUUUUUCUGUGAACUAAAUAAAAGUUUAACUUCUUCA
Perca fluviatilis (European perch) is the source of this 2466-nucleotide messenger RNA. It is a transcript of the gene mdm2, whose product is annotated as MDM2 proto-oncogene. Gene Ontology annotation, molecular function: ubiquitin protein ligase activity; identical protein binding. Lineage: Eukaryota; Metazoa; Chordata; Actinopteri; Perciformes; Percidae. Gene Ontology annotation, biological process: regulation of cell cycle; negative regulation of apoptotic process. The coding region runs from base 228 to 1745 and encodes 505 amino acids. The transcript is spliced from 13 exons. The record is from RefSeq and is a predicted model, not a curated record. Gene Ontology annotation, cellular component: nucleus.